UUCUGGUUCUGAUAGGGGGGUGAACCAGAACCAGAACCAGAACCCGAACCCGAACCCAGCCGGCUGUCCUCCGGCUCCUCCAUCCUCUCUCAGAGGAGGAUGAUUCUGCUGCUCUGCUGAUGGAGAAGGAGGGAAGAAGCUGCUAUAAAUAACUCGGAGCUUCUACAGGUCGCUGCGCUGCAGGUCGGGGAGGCGCUCGCGCCUCUCCUUCCUCUUCCUCCAUUGAUCAGUUGGGUGAGGAAGGCGGAUCCUCUGACGUCACCUUCAAGCAGCUCGGCUGCGUCAGAGUCCAGCUGAGCAGGAGAAGAAGGAAACAGGUAAUACAAAGGGAAGAGGUUCUGGACCGAGCGGACCGGACCGGACCGGAGCGGAGCUGCAGCGGACAGACUGACGGACAUGGAGGAAGAACAGAAGGAGAAAUUAUUAUGGAGCGUCAAACGGGAGGUGAAGCAGAUUAUGGAAGAAGCAGUAACUAAGAAAUUUGUGCAUGAAGACAGCAGCCACGUCAUCGCUCUCUGCACUGCCAUCGAGGCCUGCCUGACUCACCUCCUGAAGAGACGAGCAGCCGGAUUUCUCCGAAGCGACAAGAUCGCCGCCCUCUUCACCAAGGUUGGCAAAGCGUACGACACGGCGGGGGAUGUUUGUCAGAAGGUUCAGGAGCAGCUCCAACAGCAGGCGGAUCUCAACAGGAGAGCCCAGAGCGUUGGCCAUGAACCUCUGAGAAGACAGGGCUCCUCCACCACCAGCCGCCCCCCCCAGCCGCUGUCUGCCCAGGCUAUCAAACACAUCUGGGUCCGAACUGCUCUCUUUGAGAAAGUUCUGGAUAAGAUAGUCCAGCACAUCGUGGACAACUCCAGCAAAUACUAUGAGAGGGAAGCUCUGAUGCACGACCCGGUCUUUGGUCCCAUCCUAGCAGCCCUGCUUGUGGGACCCUGUGCUCUGGAAUACACAAAGCUGAAAACGUCCGAUCAUUUCUGGUCAGACCCCUCAGCCAAUGAGCUGGUUCAGCGCCACCGUAUCCACGGGGCCCACCGCAGCAUGGAUGUGUCCGGCCGCCGGCCUGCUUUGGGGAUCCGUAAGAGGCAGUCCAGCGGCAGCAUAUCAGAAGAUCGGUUUGCAGCGUCUGCCAGAGAGUAUGUGGAGUCUCUCCAUCAGAACUCCAGAACGCACCUCCUUUACGGCAAAAACAACGUCCUGGUGCAGCCGAAGAAGGACAUGGAGGUGUUACGGGGCUACUUGUCUCUCCAUCAGGCUGGGGAAAACCUCACUCUGAAGUGGACCCCUAACCAGCUCAUCAACGGUACUCUGGGAGACUGUGAUCUGGAGAAAAGCAUUUACUGGGACUAUGCACUGACUGUUCCUCUGCGCCAGAUCGUUUGCAUCCACUGUCACCAACGGCCGGAUUGUGGAGGAACGCUGGUACUCGUCAGCCAGGAUGGCAUCCAGCGGCCCCCCCUGCACUUCCCCCCCGGCGGUCACCUGCUGGCCUUCCUGUCCUGCCUGGAAGCCGGACUGCUACCCCGAGGUCAGCUGGAACCGCCCCUCUGGUCCCAGAAAGGCAAGGGGAAGGUGUUCCCUAAGCUGAGGAAGAGGAGCAGCGCGGCGCGGCUGAUGGAGCAGGACAGAAACGGCGAGGACCAGACGGCGGCCGAUUACGUCUUUCGCAUCGUCUACCCAGGAUACCGCUAUGACGCCACAGUCACCAUAAACUACCACCACACCACGGGCAGCCGCGCGCCGUCGCUGGACGACGAUGAGGAAGAGGAAGAUAGGCUCCAUGCUAUGAUCUCAAUGAUCUGCUCGCGGAACCUCACAGACCCUAAUGUCCUGAAAGACCAUGGGGAGAUGUUGGAGAUGCAAGGUUUUGGAGGCAGCCCAUCGUCGUGGCAACAGACCGAUGUAACCAGUCACGAGCUGCUGUGCCAGUCCUGCUCCACAGCUGGAAGCAACACAUCGUUCGACUACACAGCCGGCUGCUCCUGCCUGCACCAGCCGUCAGAUAUUCACACGUACGCAUCAGAAGCAGAACCUCAGGGCUUUCCCAGGAGGAACCAUGCUGCCAUUUUCAGACCUCUUUGGUUUCUUUCAAAUAUUACAUGUUUUACAUGGCUGGCAUACUGUCGACACCUGUCCACCGUGCGGACUCACCUGUCAGCUCUGGUCAACCACAACAUCGUCCCCCCCGACAGACCAUGUGAGGCGUCAGGAGGGCUCAGCAAAGAGGUGUGGAGCAAGUACCAGAAGGACUGCAAGAACUACAAGGAGCUGGAGCUGCUCAGGCUGGUCUAUUAUGGAGGAGUGCAGCAUGAGAUCAGGAAGGAGGUUUGGCCCUUCCUGCUGGGACACUAUAAGUUUGGGAUGAGCAAGAAGGACAUGAGCCAGAUUGAUGCCAAGAUCCAGGAGCGCUACCAGCAGGUGAUGCGGGAGUGGAAGGCCUGUGAGGUCAUCGUCAAGCAGAGGGAGAAGGAGAUGCAGUCGGCCAUCUUUGCUAAGCUGUCGUCUGGCAGCAGCAUAGACAGCCACGUCCUACGGCUCGCUCACAGAGACUCCACACUCAGCAAUGAGGUCUUUAUGUCUGUGGACGAGCCGGAUGCUGGGAGCCAGGAGACACCCAGUGGAGAAGACGGCACUCCUGUCAUGACCACCCUGGCCCCGCCCACUGCUGGGCCCCCAGAGGAGCGUCCUCUGGUAGAGUUUGACUCCCCCGACUCAGGCCUCCCUUCCUCCAGGAACUACUCUGUGACUUCUGCUCACUCUCAGAUCCUGUCCAGCAUAGACGACGGUCAGAGCACCGAGGAGGAAGGGGGGACCUCAGUGGGGGGGCGUCAGGACUCUCUGAUGGAGGACAAGCUGUGCAGUCAGCUGGACAAACUGGUGACGAGCGGAGCAGCCGCUGAGGGGAUGUCCGCCUCUCUGUCCUCUUACACGAUCGAGCUCCUGGACACGGUGGCCCUCAACCUCCACAGAAUAGACAAAGAUGUGCAGCGCUGUGAUCGCAACUAUUAUUACUUCACCACUGCCAACCUGGAGAGACUACGCAACGUCAUGUGCAGCUACGUGUGGGAGCAUUUGGAGAUGGGCUACGUUCAGGGCAUGUGUGACCUGCUGGCGCCGCUGAUGGUCAUCCUGGAUGACGAGAGUCUGGCCUACAGCUGCUUCACUCAGCUGAUGAAGAGGAUGAGUCAGAACUUCCCAAACGGUGGAGCCAUGGACACACACUUUGCCAACAUGAGGUCGCUGAUCCAGAUCCUGGACUCUGAGCUGUUCGAGCUGAUGCAGCAGAACGGAGAUUACACUCACUUCUACUUCUGCUACCGCUGGUUCCUGCUGGACUUUAAAAGAGAGCUCCUGUAUGAGGACGUGUUUGCCGUGUGGGAGGUGAUCUGGGUGGCCCCCAGGAUCUCCUCUCGGCACUUUGUCCUCUUCCUGGCCCUGGCUCUGGUCACCGUUUACCGUGAGAUCAUCGUAGACAACAACAUGGACUUCACCGACAUCAUCAAGUUCUUUAACGAAAUGGCGGAACGUCACGACGUCCAGCUCAUCCUACGGAUAGCCCGGGAGCUGGUGCACAGAGUCCAGUCUCUGAUGGACAACAAGGAACUGGUGUGACUGGGAGGACGGCGUGUGCAGCCUAGUGUCAGAGAGACGGGUUCCUGGCCCUUAGGGGCCCCGCUGGAGGCCCCGGAGUUCUGUUUACAUGUUCCUUCACAUGGAAUGCCCAUGGUGUCUGUUCAGACAUGUGGAUUUGUCUGCAUGCUAGUGAGUUUAAUCACACUGUGAACACAUUCUUCAGUCCCCAGUCCAACAGCGUGUGCGUGCAUGAAAACACUCACACGGAGCGCCGGCUGCUCGCCAGCUGUGGCGCAGUGCUGCAGGAGGCCACCAGAGGUCAGCAUUCACACACCGCAUGGUCAGAGACAGAAGACUUUGCCACGAAGAUGCUUUCAUCCGUGACCAAAUGAACUGUGCCAACCACUGUUUUCUACAAGCACGCGUGUUUUUAGCUGCUGGCCCCAUUUUUAGCUUCUGUUCUUGUCUGAUGUCUCGUUGUUACACAAAUGUUGCCUUUACUGACAGCCCAAGGUACUUAGAUGCACUUUUCUCUGAGAGUUUCCUAUUGGUUCUAAUGAAGGAGGAUGAGUUGCAGCCAGUUUUCCUGCACAUGGUGGCAGAUAUUUAAAGCACGUGUGGAACAAAAACAGAAGAGCACAACAGAAAAGGGAAAAGCACA
This is a messenger RNA of Cyprinodon variegatus (sheepshead minnow), 4231 nucleotides long. RefSeq names its product small G protein signaling modulator 2 (gene sgsm2). The transcript has 23 exons. The record is from RefSeq and is a predicted model, not a curated record. Lineage: Eukaryota; Metazoa; Chordata; Actinopteri; Cyprinodontiformes; Cyprinodontidae. Gene Ontology annotation, molecular function: GTPase activator activity. Bases 397 to 3609 code for a protein of 1070 amino acids.